UGAAACAAGACUUAAUAACAAACAAACAAACAAAAAAUAAAAUAAAAUAACGCUACAGAAAAUGCACUUUCACGACAGAGCAGCUAUAUCAUCCGUCGUCCCAGAUAAUAUUUUGUUCAUCGAAUGGAAUUCUCAAAUCGAAUACUUCACGUACAGUGCUGACCUCAAAAUCCAUUCCUGGGAUGGCAUCGCCAAGGACAGUUCCAUUAAGACAAUUACCCUAAACAAUGGCACUCACAUCUUGGACAUUGACUGCAUGAAUAUCAGCCAGCAAAGCAUGGAUCAUCGCAAAAAAUCCAGUGAAACAUUUGCUAUUGGGACAUCAGAUGGAAAAUGCUACAUCAUGCACAAAACGGGAAGAACGGAGCGGGUUAUCGAUGCUCACAAAGGUGCAGUCAUGAACGCCAAGUGGAAUCACGAUGGUACCAGUUUGCUUACAUCUGGCGAAGAUGGCCAACUCAAGAUAUGGUCCAGGAGUGGCAUGCUCAGAAGUACUCACACACAACGAGAUUCGCCCAUCUAUUCGGCCGUUUGGUCUCCAUUCUCAACCGGAGUAUUGUACUCGUCAGGCAAAACCAUAACUAUCCAGUACUUUGCAGCCAACAGUAAGACCCUGCAGUGGAAGGCGCACGAAAGCGUUGUGCUCGUUGUGGCUUGGAGUCCGAUAUCCAACUUGAUCGCUAGCGGUAGUGAAGAUUGCCACUUUAAGAUUUGGGAUCCAAUGGGCCAGCUGUUGUUCAAAAGUGCCCCCCGACUUUAUCCGAUUACAUCCAUCGCUUGGUCACCUGACGGAGCUUUCUGCGCCUUUACUACUUUCUCAUCUGUAUGUGUUUCGUCUGCCUACGGGAGCGAUAUACUUGAAGGCUCCAUGGACGGUGAUGGAAUCUCUUCUGUAUGUUGGUCACCGGAAGGAUCCCAGCUGGUGGUUGGGAAUUCCACUGGAAGAAUUCAGAUAUCUCAUCUGGUCAAAGGGGGCCUCACUUGGGCUAGCUAUAACGUGACCAAGAUCGCUCCCAACACGCUCCAGCUACGAGAUCAUUUCAACGAAACGGUCGAGUUACUCGAAUUUAGAGACGACGUCAUUCUGUGGUCAUUCAAGUAUGGCUACCUCCUUCUAGUCAACCAAACUCAUUGCCUCAUACACAAAGAAAAUGGCUGGAACAGUCCGAUUACGGUCGAAUUGCGAGACAAGUGUCCCCAGUUCAUCAAACAAACAGAGAAGUAUUUCUUAAUAAUGGAUUGUGGAAUCGUGUACGUCUUCUCCUACGAUGGAGCUCUACAGGGGACGCCGAGGAUCUCUAACCAACGAUUGACGACGUUAACGGCCGAUCACGUCACGGCCGCCAGAGAGGUGAUAGCCACCCGUAAUUCGAGUGACGGUAAAUCGAUUCAUUGCUGUCAUUAUCGCACUGGCAAGCCGGUGUACGGCGACAAGCCAUUGGUGCAUAGCGGACAGGUGACCAAAUUGGAAUUGGAUCCCGGCUCACCAACGGGCGAUCAACUUUUAGCUUUCACCGACGCAGCCCGCGAUCUUUACCUGCUGUCUUUAUCAUCAGGUUUAAACCGAGUUCGUUCUUCUCUCAAAAUUGCUGGAGGUGUGACGUCGUUCGCUUGGAAUUGCGAUUGUUCCAUGCUGGUUAUGAUAAGAGAAGAAGAAUUGUGCGUGGUACCUUAUCCGCCGGCUGUACCCAAUGAUCCAGCACUCCUCGACAAGUUCACCAUUCGUCAAAACAUCCGAGAGUACGGCAAGCACGUUAGCAUCGAAAGCUUCGUCGGCCACCAAGUUACGUUACAACGCGGAGACGGGCUAACGUUUCCCGUUUAUCUAUCACCUUAUCCAUCCAAGUUACAGCAAUUCGUGUCCAACGGCCAAUGGGACAGCGCCCAACGACUAUGUAGUUCCAUCAAAAUGGAAAUCUUGUGGGUCUGCCUGGCGGCCAUGGCCGUGCAUUACAAACAGUUGGACGCCGCCCAAGUCGCUUUCGCAGCACUGCGUGAGACGGAUAAGAUCCUCUACAUUGACGCCAUCAAAAAGAUGAAUAACGUGGCCAUGAUCAAGGCGGAGACUGCGCUCUUGCAGAACGGACGCACCGAAGCUGAAACUAUUCUCCUUCAGGCUGGACUACCUCUGAAAGCCAUUAUGUUGAAUUUGCAGUUGUUCCAGUUUGAAAAAGCUCUAGAGCUAGCGGUCAAGCACGAUUCCAACAUCGACGUGGUGGUCGCCUAUCGGCGCAAAUACCUGGAGCAAUUCGGUUGGACGGAAACCAUUCCUCGCUUUAUUGAAUACGCUAAGAAAGUCGACAUCGACUGGGACGCUAUCGAAGAAAAACUAGUGGAUGAAUGAUGACCCCGAUGUUAACUAUACAAUCCACCGGGCUUUGUGUGCCAUCUUAUCAGCAUAUUCAUCAAUUGCCAUUGCGAAAUUUACAUGCGCAAAAAGAAUAGCCAUUCUUUGUAGAGUUACACAAUACAACACUAUAAAGCAAU
Daphnia magna is the source of this 2487-nucleotide messenger RNA. RefSeq names its product intraflagellar transport protein 80 homolog (gene Oseg5). NCBI's taxonomy places the organism in Eukaryota, Metazoa, Arthropoda, Branchiopoda, Diplostraca, Daphniidae. The record is from RefSeq and is a predicted model, not a curated record. The transcript has 13 exons. Gene Ontology annotation, biological process: cilium assembly. Gene Ontology annotation, cellular component: cilium; centrosome; intraciliary transport particle B. The coding region runs from base 62 to 2344 and encodes 760 amino acids. Gene Ontology annotation, molecular function: protein binding.